Molecule: messenger RNA, 1173 nt
Organism: Kogia breviceps (pygmy sperm whale)
Lineage: Eukaryota; Metazoa; Chordata; Mammalia; Artiodactyla; Physeteridae
Gene: RAB26
Product: RAB26, member RAS oncogene family
Biological process (GO): regulation of exocytosis
Molecular function (GO): GTPase activity; GTP binding
Source: RefSeq, a predicted model, not a curated record
GGGGCUGUGGGGCGGCGGGGGCGGGGCGGCGCGGAGCAGGGCGCCUGGGAGGUAGCUGCAGCCGCCGCGGGACGGUUUCGGCUUAGGGUCUGGGUCUGGCUCCGAGGGCGCGGGAAGCAGGGUGUCCCGGGGCGCAGCGGCUGCAGCGGGAGCGUACUGAGCGCCUGCCAGCCGCCUGCCAUGUCCAGGAAAAAGACCCCCAAGAGCAAGGGGGGUAGCGCGGCCGCUACCUCCGCACUGCCCGCCACCCACGGGUCCCGGCCCGUGCGCCCCGGGACUGCGCGCCCUGGCCCCGAGGCACCUCCCAACGGGCCCCCGCAGCCUGGCCGGUCUUCGCUUGGCGGCGGCGGCGACUUCUACGACGUCGCCUUCAAGGUCAUGCUGGUGGGAGACUCAGGCGUGGGGAAGACCUGCUUACUCGUGCGCUUUAAGGAUGGGGCUUUCCUGGCAGGGACCUUCAUCUCCACUGUGGGCAUCGACUUCAGGAACAAAGUUCUGGAUGUGGAUGGCAUGAAGGUGAAGCUGCAGAUCUGGGACACGGCUGGCCAGGAAAGGUUCCGCAGCGUCACCCAUGCCUACUACCGAGACGCUCAUGCACUGCUGCUGCUCUAUGACAUCACCAACAAGGCCUCCUUCGACAGCAUCCAGGCCUGGCUGACAGAGAUCCAGGAGUAUGCCCAGCAUAACGUGGUACUCAUGCUGCUGGGGAACAAGGUGGACUCUGCCCAGGAGCGUGUGGUGAAAAGGGACGAUGGGGAGAAGCUGGCCAAGGAGUAUGGGCUGCCGUUCAUGGAGACCAGCGCCAAGACGGGCCUCAAUGUGGACUUGGCUUUCAUGGCCAUAGCAAAGGAGUUGAAGCAGCGCUGCAUGAAAACUCCCAGUGAGCCUCGCUUUCAGCUGGACGACUACGUCAAGAGGGAGGGCCGGGGGCACUCCUGCUGCAAACCCUGAACCUGGCUGGGGACGGCCACCAGGGUGUUCUCCUGGAAGACUGGAUAGAGUCUACACAUCCCUGACUUCACCACCCAGCAGCCAGUCCCAGGGUGUCUGUUUCUAGGAAUCCCAGGCUGAACCUUGCCCUUCCCUCAUCUGGGCAGCCAUCCAGAGCCUCAGUCCCAACAAACAGGCUUCAGGAAGCCAGAGGGUCUGCAGCCCUCCUUCACCUGCUGCUGC